Molecule: messenger RNA, 3375 nt
Organism: Pocillopora meandrina
Lineage: Eukaryota; Metazoa; Cnidaria; Anthozoa; Scleractinia; Pocilloporidae
Source: the annotation of a GenBank genome assembly
UUCUAUCUAGGCUCCCGAGCAAGGCUAGGGCGGCCAUCGGUCACUUGGGAAUGUGAACGAGUAACGAGAGUCCCUUCGCAUGUUCAACGUGGAUAUCGUUUAAGCACCUUCUACCAGAAGUACUUGCACGCAUUCGGUAUACCUGUCAUAAGUUCCAAUAGAGUUCAGAAUGAUGCACUAAAGAGAGCAUGCUACGUUGUUGUAUUUCUAUUCGCCGACCGCCAAGAUAUUCGCUCGUGGUUUUACAAGCGUUAUGGACGUGCAGGUGUGAUUGCCUACAGUGAAGGUGUCACGAGUAUUCCUGAGCACUCGUGGCUCGGAAGCUGGUGGAACCAACGGGCAAGGGGAUUAGGGGCGACCAUUAGACAUCCAAUAUCUACAGGUAAGAACAUGCUCUCUUAAGAAACUUGUUAAGAAUUUGUGACAUAAAAUUUAGUCUAGAUUGUCAGAAAGGCACUCUAUAACCCUGCUCUAUCGUAUUAUGUACAAUCGAGCAAGAGACCAUUUUUCAACCCAUGCUAUGUAGAGAAAGCGCAGUUACCUUUAGGCAGCUGGUGAUAAAUAUUCCUUCAACCCUUUAAAUCCUAUGAGUGACUAAGACAGAAUUUCUCCUUACAGUAUCAAGACAAUAUAAGGCAGGAAAGUGAUGAGAAAAAAGAAAAAUAUCAGUUAGGGGAUUAUAAGUUGAUCCAAUACCAGGGGUUAAAUUUCUGAUCGUAGCUACUCCAUGUAAUUAUGUAUCACAGAAUCGUCUUUGUUUUUUUUCUUUUGGUUUUAUACGGGGAUACUGCCCUAAAGCUUAAGCUGAUUAGCUCCGCGUGAAAAUUAUAUUACUUCUUUGCUGGAUGAUGUAUUGAAAAUGUGAAGCCAACGAACUCUGCAAUGAGGUUGGAGGGUUUUUCUUUUAUUCGAAAGAAAUAUUCCGUUAGAAUCAUUCCGACAUUGUAUUAUUAAUGUGAGGCUUUGGUUUCAUUCCAGGUGGAGAAGAAAACCUUCUUUGCGACAGAAGGAGAGACCGCUAUCCCAGAGAGGACAUUUUCCUUCACGAGUUUAUUCACGGACUACAUAACUUAGGAAUAGCCUCAAACGGUGCAAUUCCAAACUUCGAUGGCAGGCUGCGCCAGCGAUACAACUACCUGAGACAGACAGGCGCGAGAUGGAGAAAUACCUACGCUAUGUCUACUGACCGGGAGUAUCUCGCCGAAGGUGCCCAGAGUUUUUUUGAUUGCAACGAUGAACAGAUUCCAACAAACGGAAUCCACAACCACGUCAACACCAGGAUAGAGUUGGCGAGUUACGAUCCAGUACUUUAUGGAUUUCUCCUGGAGAUUUUCCCUUGUCGGAACAAAUAUGUAAAGCGAUGCGAUUGGCGAAGGGGUGAGUUACAAUUUCUCAUAAAUUAUAAAUUGUAACAGCUUUCUUUUAAAUAAACCUUUUGUGAAAUAACGAGAAUGGGCCUCGAAUAAGCCAUAAGACCGUGCAAAAAAACAGAGAAAACUGUGCUGCUGAACUGUUCAUAGAACUUUCAAACCUGAUAAUCCUUAGGCAACUGAUCACUGAUUUUAGUGUUCAAUUUUGUUUCUUUGCGAAUGAAAGUUUCCUCUAUAGACCGAGGUGUUAGUCUAGUCUAGCAGACAGACUAGUAUUCCGUCAUAACCAUACUCUAUUCGCCGCAUGUAGAUGAAAUUGCGAUAAGCUUCUGCAGAAAAGCGGUAGUAGGUGUGUAAGACCUAUGUGCUUCUUGCUUCCAGUAUUGCGUUUUAUCUGUUGGUUUAUGCUGUAAAUUGCGUUAAAUAGGAUUGAGUUUCAUACGUUGCUUGGUGUUGAUUGACAACACUGAUGUACGUUUCUAUGGGCCACGUCGAUACCAGGGAUGAGGUGUGUUUGUGUAUGUUUAGUGCACGUGUUGCCAAAGAGUCUUCCAUGAAGGUAACUGUAGUUUGCCAACGGAAAAGUGUUUCAGGGUGGUCAAUCGACACCUUGAUUUUUCUUUCUUGCCUGGGUGGCUUUGUAUCAUUUUCGAUAAUGACAGAGAGGCAUCAGAAAUUUACUUGCAUCUAAGUGGCUUAUUGUGUUAAAACUACCUCUGAAAAGAAACUCGCGAUACCUGUGAUAUAUAUACUUUCUCCAAACGUGUCCGUUUUCUAACAUAGACUUUGAUGGAUUUGUUCUUAGGAAAUAGGCAAGUUCGCUUCAAAAUGAACUGUGACAGAAGUAAGUUUCUUUAACUUAUUCAUUUAUGGAGCUAGUAAUUAGGUAUCUCUUCAUUUGCUUGUUUGUUUGUUUUUUAAAAUUUUUUUUUUAAAAUUUAUUUAAUUAUUUAUUUGCAGUGAGGCACAGCAUCUGUCCAUUAAAGAUCGCUUGCGCUAAAGAAAUCUGUCUCGAAUAUUUUACAGCCCUUAUUUUGUAUAUUCUCGAUACCUUCCCCUUUUGAAUCUUCCUGCCACAUCCUACAUCAGUCCCCUUUAAUUUUCAAACACGUGUCAAAUAUUGUUUUUUUGCUUUUGUCAAAUAUCACGAUCAUCAUCCCCACAUCAAUUCAUUAUAUAUCAUCUUCAUUUCUUAGGUGGCAGAGGAACCCUGAUGGAUUUUCAUACGAAGCGACCUGUAGGAUCGAAACCACCAACGGCAUCCCCGCCCAACACCACUCCUCCUCCGGCUCCCAAUACUCCCCCAGCUCCUAACACCCCUCCACCCCCUAAAACAUCUCCCCACCCAAACACCCCACCUGCCCCAAAUACCCCUCCCCCACCAAAACCUCAAACUCCUCGACCACCAGGUGAGCAAGGUCAUGUGUUUUUUAGUCGCUCCGUGUGCAAAUUAUGAUAUAUUAUGAUUGAGAUAUAGAUGCUUCAUUUGAGAACAAAUACUACUUUAAGGACCUGACUACCAAAUUGCACCGUCAUGUGGUGUCAAUCUUAGAGAGGAAAAAAUGACAGAAGAAAAAUUUAUCUCGUGUUUUUAUCUGCGAGAGUAAGUUAGAGCUGAAAUCAAUUGAAAACCCACAAGGGUGCAUUGUGUGUGGGAGUAGUUUCGUCUGUUCGUUCUAUAUUUUUGGCCUUUGAUCGUGUUGGCGUCACUAUACCGAGCUGUAAAACAUCUUUAAGAGAUAAAUAAAGACUUAAAUGUCUCGUUUUUACAGUGAAUUGCAAAGAUCUCCAUUUUAGCUGCCCUUCUUGGGCAAGGAGAGGCGAAUGCACACGCAACCCAGGAUACAUGUUAAAGAACUGUAUGAAAAGUUGCAACAAGUGCAGUGGAGGUGGAGGAGGUAAGUAUUGUCUUUUACCAACCAUAAACCAUUAUGAUAAUCGUCUUGGUCUCGGGAUCGAUUGUGCUACUCAUGCGUAUGAAAUGUGUAUCGAGCGCGUAGUCUGA